GGAUAUUCUGACAAGGGCACUACCAGGGAACAAUGGCGGUGAUAUGCCUUCUAAGUAAAACCAUACAGGCCUAGUGUGAGCCGACGAGGAGGCCAAUUUGCUGUUUUCCUUUACAAGCUAUGAUCUCCAUUGAGCCAGACCCACCGGCCAUCAUCUUUAGAGGAGUCAACCCAGCCAGCACUUCUGCUUUCAUCAUAACCAAAAUCUCUGUUUUCUUUUUCUGCCUUGGCGUGUGCAUCUUCCAAUCUCCAUUGCUCCCCCUUCUCUCUCUUUUCAUACUCUCUUCUUUUUUUUAAGCUGAAGUAAUCAUCUCCACAGUAAUCAUCUCCACGCACAUUAAGCAGAAGAUGCAAUCAUCUCCGCACAAACAUCACACACCACAUAUAAGUCUCAUACAUUUCUUACCUGCCACGCCAAUUACCACUCUCCCCUUCCCACAAAUAAAUCAAACACUACCUUACGCCCAUUCCACAUCUUGUCUCAGUACCACAUAAAACGCUAAAACAACAUCUAAGCCUUAACCAUGAGAAUCAAAACCACCCUCUUCUUUUGGUCCUCUGCUUUUCUCAUUGCACUUCUUUCUAUUACAGUUGCCCUCUUUACUAUCUCUUCUUCCACUGCCACUAUUACUCAAGGUGACCUUGAACUGGCCUUUCUCCGAAGGAUUGUCAAGCAAAGCGGCGUAGAGGACUUCCUGUCUCUUUUAAAUCAAGCCACUGAUAGAGCAUCCCAGAGGCACCACCACCACCACCAUCAUCAUCGGAAGCCUGAGGUCAUAUGCGAUGAUGCCAAAUGGAAGUCUAAGAUCAUAUCGAGUUAUAAUGUUUCCCUUAUUUUGACGGUGGAUUUAAAGGGUUGUGCAAAUUUCAGCAGUGUGCAGAAGGCGGUAGAUGCUGUUCCUGAUUCUAGCCUCUCCAGGACCCUCAUCAUUAUGGAUUCCGGCAUUUACAGGGAAAAGGUAGUAGUGGGCGCUAGCAAGACGAAUUUGAUAUUUCAAGGCCAGGGUUAUCUUAAUACAGCCAUAGCAUGGAACGACACUGCAAAUUCUACUGGAGGGACCUCCUACAGCUAUUCAGUGGCCAUCUUUGCUCCCAACUUCACAGCAUACAACAUUAGCUUUCAGAAUACAGCUCCUCCAGCAUCACCUGGCGAUGUUGGAGGGCAGGCAGUGGCGCUUAGAGUCGCAAAUGAUCAAGCCGCAUUCUAUGGUUGUGGAUUUUAUGGAGCCCAAGACACGCUUCAUGAUGAUCGAGGGAGGCAUUAUUUUAGAGAAUGUUUCAUCCAAGGAUCCAUUGAUUUCAUCUUUGGAAAUGCUAGAUCCCUCUAUGAGGAGUGCACAAUAAAUUCCACAGCGAAAGAGGUCUCAUCUGGAAUAAGCGGAGCGAUCACAGCUCAAGGGAGGCAAUCAGUGGAUGAGAAAACAGGGUUUUCCUUUGUAAAGUGUGUAAUUGGUGGAACUGGAAGAGUGUGGCUUGGCAGAGCUUGGGGAGCCUAUGCCACUGUGGUUUUUUCUAACACAUACAUGGCCGAUCUUGUAGCUUCAGAUGGAUGGAAUGAUUGGAGAGACCCCUCUAGAGACCAGACCGUCUUCUUCGGAGAAUAUGAUUGCAAGGGACCAGGAUCAAACAACACAUACAGGGUGUCCUAUGCAAAGCAACUGAUGCAGUCGGAAGCAGCCCCUUACCUGGAUGUUUCAUACAUUGAUGGAAAUGAAUGGCUUCUUCCCCUUCCAAAGGAUCCAACAAAUGAAAGGCACAGAAAAAUAUGUCACGCAUGCAGGGUUCUGUGCCCCGAAAAUCACUCGUGAUGGUUCUGUUGGAAUAGAAAGGCGCCUUUUGAUGCUACGGUUGUACCCAAACCUAUUGUAAUAUCAUUUACCACACCACCCUUUUUCUUUUACAUCUCUGGGUGUUGGUGUCCGUAACGUUAUCUAAUCAUUCAUUAUUAUUUUUAUUUUCAAUAUUUAAUACCAUAGGUAACAUAUCA
Messenger RNA from Vitis vinifera (wine grape), 1986 nucleotides. Its product is annotated as probable pectinesterase 15. The transcript is spliced from 5 exons. Bases 524 to 1807 code for a protein of 427 amino acids. The record is from RefSeq and is a predicted model, not a curated record. Gene Ontology annotation, molecular function: pectinesterase activity. NCBI's taxonomy places the organism in Eukaryota, Viridiplantae, Streptophyta, Magnoliopsida, Vitales, Vitaceae. Gene Ontology annotation, biological process: cell wall modification.